Cajanus cajan (pigeon pea) is the source of this 2391-nucleotide messenger RNA. RefSeq names its product mitogen-activated protein kinase 9. Gene Ontology annotation, biological process: protein phosphorylation. Lineage: Eukaryota; Viridiplantae; Streptophyta; Magnoliopsida; Fabales; Fabaceae. The record is from RefSeq and is a predicted model, not a curated record. Gene Ontology annotation, molecular function: ATP binding; MAP kinase activity.
UACAUAUUUUGCUUCCAUGUUUUGCGCAGGCUUGCUCGGGGCUGAGAAAAUUCCAAAAAAGGAAAAAAAAAUGAAAGAGACAGUUGAAAACUAAGAAAGAGAGAGAAGCAAUGGUGUAUUGGAGUGGCGCAGAUUGAGGAGUAUAUGGGUGGUGGAGGAGGAUGAACACUCGUGGAUGGCAUUCCUCGCUUCUUCCAUCCUCACAAUUCUAUUAACUCUCGCAUUCAUCAUCACAACAACAACAUUGUCCUCGUGAGACAUUUGCCUGCCCAGUUGCCCAACGUUCCCACUCACCAAAUCUCUUCCUUCCACCUUCUCAAAGUGCCCAAAGGCUCCCACUUCUUCCAUGGAUCGUAACAAAAAGGGUGCACCGGAGGUAGAGUUUUUUACCGAGUAUGGAGAGGCAAGUAGGUAUGAGAUCAAUGAAGUGAUUGGCAAAGGGAGUUACGGUGUUGUGUGUUCUGCUGUUGAUACUCAUACUGGGGAAAAAGUUGCAAUUAAGAAAAUCCAUGAUGUUUUUGAGCAUGUGUCGGAUGCCACGCGGAUCGUAAGAGAAAUCAAACUCCUUCGCUUGCUCCGACAUCCUGAUAUAGUUGAAAUUAAGCAUAUAAUGUUUCCCCCCUCACGACGAGAGUUCAAGGAUGUCUAUGUUGUGUUUGAGUUGAUGGAGUCUGACCUUCAUCAAGUAAUUAAGGCAAAUGAUGAUCUUACUCCUGAGCACUACCAAUUUUUCUUGUACCAACUUCUUCGUGGCCUGAAAUUUAUACAUUCAGCUAAUGUGUUUCAUCGUGACUUGAAGCCAAAAAAUAUUCUAGCUAAUGCUGAUUGCAAGCUAAAAAUAUGUGAUUUUGGGCUUGCUCGAGUUUCAUUUAAUGAGGCUCCAUCAGCUAUAUUCUGGACCGACUAUGUUGCAACUCGGUGGUAUCGUGCACCUGAGCUAUGUGGUUCUUUUUUCUCAAAAUAUACCCCCGCAAUUGAUAUUUGGAGCAUUGGAUGCAUAUUUGCAGAAAUGCUUAAUGGGAAGCCAUUGUUUCCUGGAAAAAAUGUAGUGCACCAAUUGGAUCUUAUAACUGACCUGCUUGGUACUCCUCCUGAUGAAACCGUUUCCAAGAUUCGAAAUGAGAAGGCUAGAAGGUACCUUAGUAGCAUGCGGAAAAAGCAACCCAUUCCGUUCUCCAAAAAAUUUCCAAAUGCAGAUCCAUUGGGUCUUCAUUUGCUGGAGCGAUUACUUGCAUUUGAUCCUAAAGAUCGUCCAGAAGCUGAAGAGGCACUAAGUGAUCCUUAUUUCAAUGGUUUGGCAAAUGUUGACCGUGAACCGUCCACUCAACCCAUUUCAAAGCUUGAGUUUGAGUUUGAGAGAAGAAAAUUGACCAAAGAUGAUGUUAGAGAGUUGAUUUAUCGUGAGAUUUUAGAGUAUCAUCCUCAGAUGCUCGAAGAAUAUCUCCGUGGUGGAGAACAAACAAGCUUCAUGUAUCCAAGUGGAGUUGAUCGAUUCAAGCGACAGUUUGCACAUCUUGAGGAGCAUUAUGGCAAAGGUGAUCGAAGUGGUGAACGAAGCACUCCAUUGUUGAGGCAGCACGCCUCCUUACCUAGAGAGCGAGUUCCUGCUCCCAAGGAUGAAAAUGAUCAAAACAACGAAAAUGCUGGAGCAAAUCUUCAGAGUCCUCCAGGGUCUGAAUCAAUAGAUUCUGGAAACUCAGAUGCACAAAAUGGACCCUCCAGGCCAAACUGCAGUGCACGCAGCCUGUUGAAGAGUGCCAGCAUUAGUGGUUCAAAGUGUAUAGGAGUGAAACAAAAUAAAGAUUCAGAGGAGGAGGAGCCACUUACAGAGGUCAAUGAUGAGACUCUGGAUGAGUUGACACAGAAGGUUGCUUCCCUCCAUGCUUAGUUCAAACUUGAUUCAUGAUCUUGAUCUAACUUUCCUCUACGCUCCUUCCACAAAAGAAAAAAAAUGAGUUGUUGCAUAGAAACCCUUCACAAUUUUUUUGAGGGUAGAAGCUAGCUAUAGGACUCUUUUGUAUUGAACUACAUUUUGUAUUACCAGUGCAGGUCAUGCAAGUAUAUAUUUGUGUAAUAGUACUCAUUAUUGCAGCACAAUGUAUUAUAGUACUUGUUUCUGCAACAGGUAGGGAUGGUGCCAACUACCUUAAUUUCUUCUUGUGAGAAUUUUAGCAGAAAUUUCUCUUUAUUUGCAUGUCCUCAAAGGCAGCACAGGAUGCUUGAAACUCUUGUCAUGCAUAUUUUGAAAUUUGAAAGCCUUUAAGGUUCAUGUGUAAUUAGUCAUGACAAUAGAUAUUUAGAUAUGAUAUUAGUGUCCAUUUUUUGUAUUUGUGUUAUACCUGUUCCUAAAUCCAUACUUGCUUGGGAAAAUAAUUUUAGUUUAUUCCCAUA